Molecule: messenger RNA, 3177 nt
Organism: Schistocerca americana (American grasshopper)
Lineage: Eukaryota; Metazoa; Arthropoda; Insecta; Orthoptera; Acrididae
Product: zinc finger protein rotund-like
Exons: 8
Coding region: 1-2154 (717 amino acids)
Biological process (GO): regulation of transcription by RNA polymerase II
Molecular function (GO): RNA polymerase II cis-regulatory region sequence-specific DNA binding; DNA-binding transcription factor activity
Source: RefSeq, a predicted model, not a curated record
AUGUCGGAAGAGCGGCCGGCGGCCGUGGGAAGCAAAACUGAAAGCCUGCGGCUGCCGCUGCCGCUGCGGGCACGAUUAACAAGCGCCAUUAUGGGCGCGCCUCGGCCGUUCCAGCUGCCGCCCGCGCUCUACAAGAGCUUGCUCAGCAGCGCUCUGCUAGACAAGGCGGCCAGCUGCGUCUCCGUGGGCGUCCCGACAGCCCUCCGUGCGUCUUCCGCCGCCGCCGCCCGCGCCCCUGAGGGCAAGUCCGCCGCGGCCGCCGCUGCCGCUCUGCACGCGCCGCCCGCCUCCGCGCAGGGCCUAGUGCACUGGAUGUCCGUCAUGGCCGAGCACAUCAACACGCCGCACCACGACUCCAUGCACUACAUGUGGAACGGCGUCGAGCAAUGCGGCCCCCACGGGAAGGAGCUGGAUUACGCGUGGUCGCGGCAGUCGGUCGUCGCAAAGCAGGGAUAUGAGGCGAAGAUGAGUACGCUGGAUCAACAUAACCAUUCCAUGCAGAAAGGCGGAGGCGGCGGCGCCGAGGACCAGCAGUUGGGCGGCGCGCUGGCGGCGCGCUCCUCCAGCUCCAGCAGCUGCGCCUCUCCGCCCACGCACGCGCACCCGCACGCGCACGCCGGCGCCGCCCCCGCGCCGCCGGCCGCCAUGCUCGUCGUGCCGCAGCCCAUCAACGCCUCCAAGCAGGCGCCCGCCACCAACGGCGGCCCGCCCCCGCGCAAGUACCAGUGCAAGAUGUGUCCUCAGGUCCGAGGUAGGAAACGAGCUGGUGCCAAAGCGAGGGAUGGCAGCUUAUCCUGGCCAGGCAUUGACCAUACAAACCCGGAGAUAUUUGGUUCAAAGGCUGAUUUGCAGCUUCAUACCCAGAUCCACAUGAGAGAAGCGAAGCCAUACAAAUGUUCUCAGUGCAGUAAAGCAUUUGCAAACAGUUCUUACCUGUCUCAGCACACGAGGAUCCAUCUGGGCAUCAAACCGUAUCGGUGUGAAAUAUGCCAACGGAAAUUUACACAACUUUCUCACCUGCAGCAGCACAUUCGCACGCAUACUGGAGAUAAACCGUACAAGUGUCGUCAUCCUGGCUGCAACAAAGCCUUCUCUCAGCUGAGCAACUUGCAGAGUCAUUCAAGGUGUCACCAGACUGAUAAGCCAUACAAGUGUAACUCGUGUUACAAGUGCUUUUCAGAUGAGCCAUCUUUACUUGAACACAUUCCCAAGCACAAAGAAUCAAAGCAUUUGAAGACACACAUCUGCCAAUACUGUGGAAAAUCGUACACACAAGAAACGUAUCUUACAAAACAUAUGCAAAAGCAUGCAGAAAGGACUGACAAGAGACCGCCUAUAACAGGUAUUGGGCCUGAUGUGAGAAACGCCGGUCUCGGAGGCGGCAAUGGUAGCUCAGUUGCUGACCCACAUCCUUACUGGCCUAAAGUAUCGCCUGACACUGCUAGCUCACUGGUCGAAGCAAUGAACCAGCACGAGGUAUGCAUGCAACACGCCAGCAGUGGAGGUCUCGGGGAACACCACUUGGCCGUGUCACAUCACAGGAGUCUAUUGGAACACGGGAGUCGCCACGUGAAUGGUUCUGGGAGCGAUGGAGGUGGUAAUGGAGGUAGUGGAAACAGUGAGAAUCUAGUGGUCAUCCGGAGUCAGCAGGGUGGAGCUGCUGGUCUACACCAGCAGCAUUCGGUUGCACCACCUGCUCCACCACCAACUCCCACCUCACAAUCGCAACAGCAGCAAGCGACAGUGCCAUCGUCACCUUCCUCUGUCUAUGGUGAUUCUACGGUAAAGACUUCGACUACUCCAUCGUCAGCUUCUGCUUUCACUCCUAUACAGUCAAUGGGUGGCUUGACACAGACCCACCAUCAUCUCAAUCACUUGAAUCACCACCAGCUGGGGAUAGCUUCACCUCCCACUCGGCCACCGUACAUUCCGUAUGACGCUAUACCGUUUCCACCGCCAAAAGUUGUCACGUCGGCAGCAGGCCAACUUUCUGGCAUGGGUGGAGGUGGUGUCGAGAUGCCAAAGACUGGUUCAAACACGUUCCCUAACCAGCUGAUCUCUUUGCACCAAAUUAGAAACUAUGCUCAUCAGCCAUCAGCCUCUUCAUUAGUAACUGGUGAACAUCUGCUCGGUCUGAAAGAGAAGGGACAGUAAUGAUAUCCUCUGAAUGAAGUGUUGUUGUUUUAGUAAAUGUUUUGAGGAUCUGUUGUUGAGACUGCUCAAAUUUUAGCACAAUGGAACUGAAAGAAGUGUAGAAUCUGGACUGUGAGAAGUAUUUUCAGAGGGUGCCUAUGCGUCGAGUAAAUUAAUUUGUAGUUAAGCAAUAAUGUGCUCAAUUUAGUAGAAAGAACUUUGAGGUUAUUAUUGUUUCCUAAAUUUCACCUGUUCUGCUGUGUAACCUGACAGUGUAUUUGUUUCGUUAUUUAAGUAACGAACUGUAAACCAAAGAGCUGUGGUGUGUCAACUGUGUUAGUGUUGUCAGAAGAAGAAAGUUUGUUUGUCAUGAAGAAAACAAAUAAUUUAUCUCUUCCAAUGUAAACAAAACAUUUUAAAACACCAGUUUAAUUUUUCCAGGCUUUAUAUUUAAGUUGGGUAUACAGCAUAAUAGGUUUCAAAAUUUCCUGUAGAAAUGUCAACUGUUACUUUUGAACAUUUAGUUUGAAUAUGUAUACUACAGGAGAAAUGAAAUGAAAACUCUUGUGCAAUUAAUUUAAAUAGAACUUACCAUUUUACGUCUGUCAGCAGUUUUAUUGUGACAGUUGAAUUUCUGGUAAAAAAGUUCUGUUUGUACCAAAUAAAAAAAACGUGGUUUACAACAUUAAACCUAAACAGCUACUUUCAGAAAAAUCAUUCUUUAGAAGAAUUUAUGUGAUUACUCAGAAAAGAUCAUAUGUUGUUCCUGAAGUGAGAAAAAACCAUUUCUGUGCUCAUGGAGUUGUUUACAAAGAAACUUGGUGCUGGCAUUCCAGAAUAUACAAAUGAACUGAUAAUAAUAUGUAAAAAAAUCUUUUCCAUUUAUGAUGUUACAAUUUUGAACAAUAAAAGGCUCAUUUAAAGAGAGCUGCAGAGAAAUACUGAUGUGCCGUCUGUCUGUCUGUCUGUGCACUAUAAACUUAAUGACUGUAUCAUUGUGGAUUAUCAUAUGUUUCCUAUAAAAUGCAUUCUAUAUGUUUUGAA